This is a messenger RNA of Hydractinia symbiolongicarpus, 2837 nucleotides long. RefSeq names its product diacylglycerol O-acyltransferase 1-like. Bases 72 to 1505 code for a protein of 477 amino acids. Gene Ontology annotation, molecular function: diacylglycerol O-acyltransferase activity. The record is from RefSeq and is a predicted model, not a curated record. Gene Ontology annotation, cellular component: endoplasmic reticulum membrane. The transcript has 16 exons. NCBI's taxonomy places the organism in Eukaryota, Metazoa, Cnidaria, Hydrozoa, Anthoathecata, Hydractiniidae. Gene Ontology annotation, biological process: triglyceride biosynthetic process.
CGAAGUACAAAAUGUAUUUUCUGUAUUUCUAAACAUUCCGAAAACGAAAGCGUACCAGACCGCAUCUCACUAUGGCCAGUUUAAAACGCCAGAAGUCAUUCAGCCAUAAUAAUGAAUAUAAAGAAGACGAUAGAAGUAACAAAAUGGGAAGAAGCAUGAGUGUUGGUGCUUCAAGUGCCUCAAAUGGAUAUGUAAAAAAGCAAAUACAGAAGCAGAAAUCGGAAGCUAAGUUGGAGAGAAAACUGAAUUUAUUUAACAAAUUAAAAAGUGUGCAUCACACCAGUCCUUCCUUAUUCUCAAGUUCUUCCGGAUUUGAUAACUACAGAGGAGUUAUAAAUUUAUGCCUGCUUUUAUUGGUGUUAUCAAAUUUCCGAGUAGCAUUAAAUAAUGUAUUAAAAUAUGGCGUUUUGGUGGAUCCUCAGGUUAUUUUUCUUUUCAUGGAACAGCCAUACAGUUGGCCAUCAACUACAUUAGUGCUAGCUUCCAAUAUAUUUAUACAAAUUGCCUUUUACGUGGAAAAAAGUCUUGAAAAGGAAAAGAUUUCUGAGCGGACAGGUUUUAUACUUCAUGUGUUUAACCUUGCAUGCAUAAUUGUGAUACCGACUAUUGUGGUUGUAAUUUUCAAACCGCUACCAUGGUUUGCGACUGUCGCUCUAUGUUGGUAUACUUCCAUCUUUUUAAAACUUAUAUCCUAUAUGGCAGUGAAUAGAUGGUGCAGAGAAGAAAAGAUUGUGAAACGUCAAAAAGAUCCAGAUUUAAAACCUGUUGGACCUGUUGUCUAUCCAAAUAAUCUCACACAAGCAGAUAUGUACUAUUUUGUUGUGGCGCCCACAUAUUGCUAUGAACUGAAUUUUCCACGAACAUCAAAAAUAAGAAUUCGAUUCUUAGUGAGGAGAAUAUUGGAAGCACUAUUUCUCAAUGCUUUGAUUCUUGCUCUUGGCCAACAGUGGAUUGUUCCAACUGUCAUACAUUCUUUGAAGCCUUUCCAGGAAUUGGAUUUUCCUCGUUUUUUCGAAAGAAUUAUGAAGUUGGCUAUUCCGAAUCAUUUUCUGUGGUUGAUGUUUUUCUACGCGUAUUUUCACAGUUUUCUCAACAUUGUGUCGGAACUCAUUUAUUUUGGUGAUCGCACGUUUUAUAAAGACUGGUGGAAUUCACCAAACAUCACCUAUUUUUGGCAAAAUUGGAAUAUACCAAUCCACAGAUGGGCAAAAAGACAUGUUUAUGCUCCACUUCUUCGCAAUGGCUACACCAAGAUACAAGCCAGUUUGUUUGUGUUUUUCAUCAGUGCUUUCUUUCACGAGUACAUCGUGAGCAUUCCACUAAGAAUGUUAAAACCCUGGGCUUUCAUGUCAAUGCUUAUGCAAGUUCCACUGGCUGUGAUGACAUCUUACAUGAAGAACCCGUGGGGUAACAUAGUCGUGUGGCUGUCUCUGAUAAUCGGCCAGCCUAUGGCCAUUAUGAUGUAUUACCAUGACUACCUGGUUGUGCAUAAUUUGCCGAACUAAAGGAACAUUCUGGGAUUUAUUCAUUUCCAGCGCGUGGUAACUGGAAGAGAAUAACAUGCUUGGUGAUUUUAUGUUGGUCUUUGGGUAUUUAUAAAAAAAAGCGAAAGAAAAAAGAGAUAUUUAUCGAAACAAAAAGAAAUAUACUUAGGAUAUAGUGGCUGUGUUUUAGCGUUUAAAAAUCUUUUGGAUGUGGGCGUUUGAACAAAAUCUUAUGUAUGCUGUUGUCGGUAACUAUUUAGACUUGGUAGAUACUUAAUUCCUUUUUUAUACUAAUUUUUGCGCCUAUUAAUUUUCGCGCAGGAUCAAAAAAAGCGAAAAAAGAAUGUGACUGCAACGGUUAGGGAAUCAACUUACUGCGCGAAUUCAAGAAGAAUUAGUAUAAAAAGGGUAAGGUUUUUUAACAUUAACAAUGUUAGUGACUAGCUUUCUAACGGCUUAAUUAGUUUGGAUUAGUGUGCCUAGGCUUGAUUAUUUAUGAUUGUCAUUUUAAGGGAAUUAAUUUUCGCUAAAAUUGAAAUUUGCGAAAUUUUGUGUUUGAUAUAUUUUUUUUUAAAAGUGCACUUCGUGAAAAUUGAUGGUUUUAUAUUUAAAUUUCCAUGCCUUACUUUUUCUGAGCAUGCAUUUGAAUUUAUGAGGAAACUAUUUUAUAUUAAUUUGCGAAAUAAACUUAUUUAAACUCGCGAAAAUUACUACUCGCAAAAAAAUUAUUUCCCUUUUAUUAAUGUGCAUUUUUUAAAUUUUUUGCACUGUCAUACACACAUUGCUAGCUAGCUGUAUAUCGGUUGUAACUUUUGCAAUUUCUGCCAAGCGCGUUCUUUUAAUUGUUUUAAAGACGGUAACAACACGGUGAUGUUUCACUCUUUGAAUUUUUGUAAGCUUUUUCGCCACGACACCUCGAUAUACUAAGAGAGAGGAACUUUUCCAACACUUCGCUUUAGUUUAAAAAGUACAGACAGGUAUAGAGAAAGCAAAUUAUCAAGCCUCAUUUUCACUCAUAGAACAGAACCUGAUUGGUUAGUAAGUUUUUUUGCUUCGCCCUGAUUGGUUGUUCUGAUGAGAAUUAAGCUAAUUGGUUAAAAAUAUUCAGAUAAAAAUGAAAAAUUAGGAAAUUGACCAAUUAAAAGCUAGCACUAUAUCUAUUACGUUCUGUCCGAGUGAAAAUCCGGCUAUAUAACUUAGGCUCCUAAUAUACAAAACAAAUUUUUAUUCUCUUUUUUUAGGAUAUUUUCUUAUUUAGAUUUUAUAAAUAAAGUAUUUUGCUAGAAACUUCACACACGUAAUUGUUUAUUCACAUCUUUUGAAAAGAUAAAAAUGUUUUUUAAUUAACAUAAA